This is a messenger RNA of Carassius carassius (crucian carp), 1134 nucleotides long. RefSeq names its product doublecortin domain-containing protein 2-like. Gene Ontology annotation, cellular component: axoneme; microtubule organizing center; microtubule. The transcript is spliced from 9 exons. The record is from RefSeq and is a predicted model, not a curated record. Lineage: Eukaryota; Metazoa; Chordata; Actinopteri; Cypriniformes; Cyprinidae. The coding region runs from base 58 to 1134 and encodes 358 amino acids. Gene Ontology annotation, biological process: neuron migration; dendrite morphogenesis; intracellular signal transduction.
UUCAUGAAGCGCGUAUGUCUGUGGUUUGGAGCCUGACUGCUCUCGCGUUCCGUGGCCAUGAGUGCGGAGAAGCCCAACUUCCUGUCUCAACCUGAGGUGAAAAAUAUCUAUUUCUAUCGGAACGGGGAUCGGUAUUACGAGCCCAGGCGCUUGGUGAUUAACUCGAAGCGGGUCUCGACCUUCGACACGCUGCUGCGGGAGGUGACCGGCGGCGUGAGGGCUCCGUUCGGCGCGGUCCGGAGCAUCUACACGCCCAAAGCCGGACACCGGGUCCAGUCCCUGGAGCACCUGCGGAGCGGAGAGCAGUACGUGGCUGCUGGACGAGAGAGCUUCAAGAAGAUCGAUUACUUACAGAUAGGAACCAGGAAGAAAAAAGUGCUUCAGACCAAUGGAGUGCUCAAACCGGUUCCUCAGAGUCGUGUGAUCGUGUCUGCCAGAUUCCUCAAGCCCAUCAAAGAGCCCUGCGCUGUAUUUGUUGUGGCCAAUGGAGACGUCCUGAACCCAGCGGUGAGGUUGCUGAUUCCCAGCCGUGUGAUUGGUCAGUUUGAGCGGAUUCUGGAGAUGAUCACAGAGAAAAUGGGCCUGCGGAUCAUUGGGGGUGUCCGGAGUCUGUACACCUUUGAAGGGACUCUCGUUAUGGACGGAAAGGAGUUAGAAAACGGACAGUUUUACGUCGCUGUUGGCAGAGACCGAUUCAAAAAGCUUCCGUACAGCGAGUUGCUCUUCAGUAAACCCAUCGGCAUGAAGAGAGUGAACGGGUCUAAAGCUGCGUCACUACCUCCGAUAUACAAAUACAGACAGCAGAAUGGAGAUGUGGCGAGUGAGUGUGAGUGUGGAGCGGAGAAGAGCAGUCCUCCGGCGCAGAGCUGUAGAGAGCAGUUGUCGUCUGUGGUCCGAGAGAUCUCACAGGCCAAGCUCAUGAACAUCCGCAAGAAGAGGAGCGGACUCACCGCGCCACAGCACACUCAGGACAACAGCUUGCUGUGGCAUGAGAGGGAUUACAUCAUGCUCCUCACCACCACCACCACCACCAUCAUCAUCAUCAUGUUUCCUCAGAUUGCAGCCGGAGAUGAUGCAGAGGAUGGAAGAGCAGAAGAUGAGAAAUCUUCACCGGUUCAGCAGGUGAGGAGCUAG